AUUGGUUCAUACAGGAGAGAGACCUUACGAGUGUGCUACAUGCGGAAAAUCCUUUAAACGAAUAGGCAAUAUGAAGAGACAUACAUUGAUUCAUACAGGGGAGAGACCUUACAUGUGUGCUACAUGUGGAAAAUCCUUUAACCAAAUAGUUAGUAUGAAGCUACAUACAUUGGUUCAUACAGGAGAGAGACCUUACGAGUGUGCUACAUGUGGAAAAUCCUUUAAACGAAUAGGCAAUAUGAAGAGACAUACAUUGAUUCAUACAGGGGAGAGACCUUACAUGUGUGCUACAUGUGGAAAACCCUUUACACAAAUAGGCAGUAUGAAGACACAUGCAUUGGUUCAUACAGGGGAGAGACCUUACAUAAUAGGCAGUAUGAAGACACAUGCAUUGGUUCAUACAGGGGAGAGACCUUACAUGUGUGCUACAUGUGGAAAAUCCUUUACACAAAUAGGCAGUAUGAAGACACAUGCAUUGGUUCAUACAGGGGAGAGACCUUACAUGUGUGCUACAUGUGGAAAAUCCUUUACACAAAUAGGCAGUAUGAAGACACAUGCAUUGGUUCAUACAGGGGAGAGACCUUACAUGUGUGCUACAUGUGGAAAAUCCUUUACACAAAUAGGCAGUAUGAAGACACAUGCAUUGGUUCAUACAGGAGAGCGCCCUCAUAAGUGCACUACAUGUGAAACAUCAUUUACUUUCAAAAGUUCUCUGAAGAAACAUACAUUGAUUCACAGUAGAGAUACCUGAAAAGUGUAUCACAUGUAAAAAAUAUUUUGCAUUAAUAAGCUGUAUAAAAAAGGAUAUUAAAAAGGUUCAUAUGGAAAUACUAUAUGAACUACUAAACAUGAAUUUAUUAAAGGUGCAUGAGUGAAAAUGUGUUGAAAUUGGUUUUUAAGUACAAUAAAAUAAUAAAAUUAAGAAUAAAAUUAACAGUUUAUUUAAACACAACCAUAGAUAAAACAUACUCCCUUAGUAGAUUUCUCAUCCU
Molecule: messenger RNA, 992 nt
Organism: Macrosteles quadrilineatus (aster leafhopper)
Lineage: Eukaryota; Metazoa; Arthropoda; Insecta; Hemiptera; Cicadellidae
Product: zinc finger protein 431-like
Exons: 2
Coding region: 71-751 (226 amino acids)
Biological process (GO): regulation of transcription by RNA polymerase II; central nervous system development
Cellular component (GO): nucleus
Molecular function (GO): RNA polymerase II cis-regulatory region sequence-specific DNA binding; DNA-binding transcription factor activity, RNA polymerase II-specific
Source: RefSeq, a predicted model, not a curated record